AUGGAUCGGUGGCAGAAUCGUGUUGCGGUCGUAACGGGCGCCAGCUCGGGCAUUGGUGCUGCCUGCGCCAAGAUCUUGGUCGCCGCCGGCUUGCAGGUCGUUGGCCUGGCACGUCGCACCGAGCGCCUGGAGCAGCUGCGUCAGUCACUGCCCAAGGAUCAGCAGGCGCGCUUCCAUCAGCGCACCUGCGACGUCUCUGCGGAGACGCAGGUGAACAGCGCCUUCGAGUGGAUCGAACAGCAGCUGGGCGGCAUCGAUGUGCUGAUCAACAAUGCGGGCAUCUUGCGCGAUGGCCAUCUGCUGGACAUGCCCACCAAGGACAUCACCGAUGUGCUCCAGACCAAUCUAAUGGGCAGCAUCUACUGCACCAAGCUGGCGGCCAGCAGCAUGCGUCGCCGCCAAAUGGCCGGCCAUUUGUUCUUCAUCAACAGCACCGCUGGCCUGGCCGGCUACAAUCCUGGCCACGAAGAUCCCAGCCUCAACAUCUAUACGCCCAGCAAAUUUGCACUAACCGCCGUGCACGAGAUUUGCCGACAGGAGCUCAUCACACAGAAGUUGAAAAUCAAGACAACGAGCAUCAAUCCCGGCUGGGUAUCCACGGAGAUAGUGCCAGACGAUACUAAGGCGCAGCUGGGCGAUGUCAUCUUGCAGGCGAACGAUGUGGCCCAGGCGGUGCUCUAUGCGCUCUCAACUCCGCCGCAUACUCAGGUGCAGGAGAUAACGCUGCGUGCGGUUGGCGAAUGGUACUGAUAGCGCUUAUCAGCUGAUAUGAAGUACGCACGUGCUCUAAGUUGUUGCUGCAGUUGUUGUUUGGGCUAUGUAAUCAACACCUAAUAACAAUCAAAUGAACUUGACAACUCAAUGCACACACACACACACACAUGUACACACACACACUCCACUCACACUCGCUCAGCUUAUUUGUUUGUGUGCCUUGAGCCAUUCUUGUUUGCGUCGGGCUGGACGUGGGGCUGAGUCGGAGUACAUUUCAUUUUUAUUGUAAUUGUUAUGAUUAUUGUUGUUGAUGUUAUUAUUGCCCGUUAGAGUUUAACAACAACAGCGUCGAAUAAAUAAUUCAGUUUCAUACAUUAAUAACUGACUGCGGCACAGUUGUUGCAGCCGCAAGACCCCUGCCACCUGCUUGCCCCACUCAAGCACCUUGCGGUUAGUCAUUUUUAAUACGCGACCAAUCGAUACUUCAAUUAGCCUGGCCAAGAGUUAUAGCAUUCACUUGUUAGCAGCACAUGUUAAAUAUUCAGAAAGGUUCUCCAUAAAUAAUUGACUCGCUGCACCCAGCGCGUGUCCGUCGGCGAGCCAAACGCCAGCAAUGCGCAGCGAACACUUUAACGAGUUCAUUAGAACAUUUCCGUUGUCUAUGGCUAAACUUCCAACUUUUUCUAUGUGAAAGUUUAUAGAAAGCAAUGAAAUUGCCUACGCAACACCAAUGAGCAAAGCACAAGACGAUUGACUAAGGUCUUUGCCAAUGCGUAUACUUAAUAUGCAGUGUUUGGCUACACGAAAUGUUAGUUUGUUAUUAAUUGCGGGUAAGCAUAUCAUUUAAAUUGUAAUUGCUUUUUACUUUUAAUAGAGAUCUGGUAGAAUUGUGUAUGUCCCAGCCCUGCGUAUACUUAAUAUGCAGUGUAAUGCGCCAGGCCAAUUAAAUUGAAUAAAUUUUCGUAACCAAGAAUG
Messenger RNA from Drosophila hydei, 1689 nucleotides. RefSeq names its product farnesol dehydrogenase. The record is from RefSeq and is a predicted model, not a curated record. NCBI's taxonomy places the organism in Eukaryota, Metazoa, Arthropoda, Insecta, Diptera, Drosophilidae. The transcript has 2 exons. Bases 1 to 750 code for a protein of 249 amino acids.